GUUUUACUUUCGUUUUUUGUUCACCAACUACUUCCUAACUAUACAAAAAACAAAAAAAAAAGAUUUAUUUUGAAUUUGAAUUGGAUUCGGCGCUUAACGGCUAGUUUCUUUUUUUCUCUUUCUUUUUUUGUCUUGUCGUAUUGCUUAUGAUUCUUCUCUUUCUGUGUGAAAUGGCCUCUCCUUUCUAUAAUCUUAUUGUGAACAUCAUUUUUGGUUCUAAAAAAGCAUUUUGAGAUAAGUUGCUCUGCUUGCUUUGCUUUGCUUUUCUCUCAAUCUCAAACAUUCAUCAUCCAAAACACAAAAAGAAAUGAAAUGUUCAGGUCGAAAAGCACUGCAGCCGAGAAACAUCUACCAGACCCCAAAGGAGGAUGCUUUCUUCGUGAAGCCCAAAGCUGCAGAGAAGCUCAAGGAGAAUCUGAAUCUUGAGACAUCAAUCGAUGCUUCUCUUGCGGAGGAGCUUAGUGCCUUCAAGAAGAAACUCGAGAGGCUGAGAGAGGAUCGAGAGAGCACUGAGAAGCUGCUAAAGGAGAGAGAUGAAGCCAUGGAUCUGCACAUGAGCCAUCUUCUCCAGAGAGGAGAGACACAGAAAAGCCUUGAAAUCCAGGUCGAUCGCCUCUUUCGAUUGAAGGAGCUCCACGCCUAUUCCUCUAAGAUUUCUCCAAUCCGAUCUCUGAGAGCCAAGGAGCAGCAGGAGAAGAUGAGACGCUUCACCUUCGUAAUAAAUGUUUCAACACUACUCUCCCUUUCCUUCUUUCUUCCCAUUCAUUUAUGGGUUUUUUCUCGACCUUUUUCAGGCAGGUGAAGAACAACCAGAUGAAGAAAGCUCCGUCGAGAUCGCUAAUGGGCCCAUUGAAGAAGAAAGCUCGACCAAAAGUAAUGUGUUGGAGAGAGAUAUGAUCAUCGCAAAUACCCAACCCAUCAUAUCUUGAUAUUGUAAUGUCUCGUUACAAUUGGGCUUUUCUCUUGAUCCAUAGGCCCAUUCUUUUCUGUUUAGCCCACACGGGUAUAAUAUAAAAACACUCUACUUGCCAAAUUUGAGAAACCAUUCCCUUCAUUUAAUUGUCGGCAACUAAUUUUGUUAUCCAACUAGCAGUUUAUUUAAUCGCAUACCAUUUUAAUACUAGUAGUUAAGAGUUAAGACCAAAUUGAGAAACCUUGUGUUAGAUCUCUCCCUCUCUUCUCUAUAGUAUUAAAACAAAUGUCG
Messenger RNA from Arabidopsis thaliana (thale cress), 1204 nucleotides. Its product is annotated as myelin transcription factor. The record is from RefSeq and is marked reviewed. NCBI's taxonomy places the organism in Eukaryota, Viridiplantae, Streptophyta, Magnoliopsida, Brassicales, Brassicaceae. The transcript has 2 exons. Bases 308 to 802 code for a protein of 164 amino acids.